GUUGUGUCAGUGAUCAGUAGCGCCGCCAAGGACCAUGUCGAUGCUGCCCACCUUUGGCUUCACUCAGGAGCAAGUGGCCUGCGUGUGCGAGGUGCUCCAGCAAGGGGGGAACAUAGAGCGCCUGGGGCGCUUCCUCUGGUCCCUGCCAGCCUGCGAGCACCUCCAUAAGAACGAGAGCGUGCUGAAGGCCAAGGCGGUGGUGGCUUUCCACCGGGGCAAUUUCCGGGAGCUGUACAAGAUCCUAGAGAGCCACCAGUUCUCCCCGCACAACCACCCCAAGCUGCAGCAGCUGUGGCUCAAGGCGCACUACAUCGAGGCGGAGAAGCUGCGGGGGCGCCCCCUGGGGGCGGUGGGCAAGUACAGGGUGCGCAGAAAGUUUCCCCUGCCCCGCUCCAUCUGGGACGGGGAAGAGACCAGCUAUUGCUUCAAGGAGAAGAGCAGGAGCGUGCUAAGGGAAUGGUAUGCCCACAACCCCUACCCGUCACCCAGGGAAAAGAGGGAGCUGGCAGAGGCCACUGGACUCACCACCACCCAGGUCAGCAACUGGUUCAAAAACAGGAGGCAGAGGGACCGGGCGGCCGAGGCCAAGGAAAGGUACGAGGAGAAUAACGAAAACUCCAAUUCCAACAGUCACAACCCGUUAUCGUCUUCUAUGAACGGUGGGAAAACGCUCCUGGGAAGUUCAGACGACGACAAAACGCCCUCCGGCACCCCCGACCACAACUCAUCGAGUCCAGCCUUACUGCUGAGUUCCAACCCGGGGCUCCAGGCUCUCCAUGGCAUGGGCCACCCGCAGGGCCCCAGCGCCAUCCCUGUGCCAGGAGCGGAUUCUAUGCACCACCACACUUUGCAAGACUCAAUCCUCAACCCAAUGUCGUCCAACCUGGUGGAUCUGGGCUCUUAAGACUGGAUAAAGUCCAACCAGGACUAGGGGGAGAGGUGACUUCACC
This is a messenger RNA of Nanorana parkeri, 950 nucleotides long. It is a transcript of the gene SIX2, whose product is annotated as SIX homeobox 2. The transcript is spliced from 2 exons. Gene Ontology annotation, molecular function: DNA-binding transcription factor activity, RNA polymerase II-specific; RNA polymerase II cis-regulatory region sequence-specific DNA binding. Gene Ontology annotation, biological process: regulation of transcription by RNA polymerase II. Bases 35 to 904 code for a protein of 289 amino acids. Lineage: Eukaryota; Metazoa; Chordata; Amphibia; Anura; Dicroglossidae. Gene Ontology annotation, cellular component: transcription regulator complex; nucleus. The record is from RefSeq and is a predicted model, not a curated record.